AUGGCCGACCUGAAACCCCCCUUCACCGCGGAAACCGCACAGAAGAAAGUGAAGAUGGCUCAGGACAUGUGGAACACGCAGGACCCGCCACGAGUAUCUCAGGGCUACACUCCGACCUGCAUCUGGCGGAACCGUACCUCGUUCUUGUCCGGCACCGAGGCCAUCAUUGCUUUCCUCACAGCCAAGUGGAAGCGCGAGCGUAACUACCGUCUGCGCAAGGAGCUCUUUGCCUUCAGCGACGAUCGCAUCGCCGUGCAAUUCUGGUACGAGUACCAGGAUGCCGAGGAUGGGAUGAAGUGGAAGCGAUGCUACGGACUGGAGGACUGGACCUUUGACCGCGCCACGGGCAAGAUGCGCAAGCGCAUGAUGAGUGGCAAUGAUUUGGUGCUUGGACCGGAUGGCAAUGGCGAGGGCCGCUGGUUUGUGGAUGGCGUCGACGUGAACACGGUCGCGAUUGGCGAGGAGCAUUGGUGA
Molecule: messenger RNA, 474 nt
Organism: Penicillium lagena
Lineage: Eukaryota; Fungi; Ascomycota; Eurotiomycetes; Eurotiales; Aspergillaceae
Product: nuclear transport factor 2 family protein
Exons: 2
Coding region: 1-474 (157 amino acids)
Source: RefSeq, a predicted model, not a curated record